AUGGCCGCCCGCCUGCUGCACCAUUUCCUCCUCCUCGCCGCGCUCCUCCUGCUGAUCGGCGGCGCCUCCUCAGCGGGCGACGUCGUCGCGGCGGGAAACGGGAAGGUGCGCAUGGAGCUCUACUACGAGUCUCUGUGCUCCGACUCAUUUCAGUUCAUGGUGGACAGCCUCGCCAGAGUCUUCAAGGACGGGCUCCUCGACGCCGCGGACCUCACCCUGGUUCCCUACGGCAACGCCAAGGUCGACGCGCACGGCGCCAUCACAUGUCAGCAUGGCCCCGAUGAAUGCCUUCUCAACACCGUGGAGGCUUGCGCCAUCGACGCCUGGCCGGAUGUGAAAGUGCAUUUCGGUUUCAUCAACUGCGUGGAGGAGCUGGCGAUGGAGUACAAGCACCAGGAGUGGCAGUCGUGCUUCCAGAAGCAAGGGCUUAACCCCAAGCCUGUCAUGGAGUGCUACAAGAGUGAGCAUGGCCACAAGCUUUCGCUCAAGUACGGGAGACAGACAGACGCGCUCCUGCCUCGGCACACGUCCGUUCCGUGGGUGGUGGUUGAUAGCAAGCCGCUGUACGACAACUUCGGGGACUUCGUAGCCUACAUCUGCAAGGCGUACAAGGGACGUCCUCCAAAGAUUUGCCAACACAAACAGCCGGGCCGUGGCUAUCCAACCGCACGACAGGCGGCGGAGGCAGGCAACCGUGUCGGCUACAACUCCGGCGAUUUCGUGCUCAAUGAUGGCGUCGACGACAGGACUAAGAGGGCGCGGGCUAAUGACAAUUGA
Triticum turgidum subsp. durum (durum wheat) is the source of this 777-nucleotide messenger RNA. The record is from the annotation of a GenBank genome assembly. NCBI's taxonomy places the organism in Eukaryota, Viridiplantae, Streptophyta, Magnoliopsida, Poales, Poaceae.